Messenger RNA from Naegleria fowleri, 1170 nucleotides. RefSeq lists its product as uncharacterized. Lineage: Eukaryota; Heterolobosea; Eutetramitea; Acrasida; Naegleriidae. The transcript has a single exon. Bases 1 to 1170 code for a protein of 389 amino acids. The record is from RefSeq and is a predicted model, not a curated record. Gene Ontology annotation, molecular function: protein binding.
AUGGAGCGUUGCGAAAGCCCUCAAAGUGAUUGCUUUUCAUUUCCGAGAGACGUGAAAAUUUCGUAUCGUCACUCAUUGGUCCUUGUGAGCGAUUACGGACAUUUACGAAUUCAAAUGUUCGACUUGGAGACUCGAAAAUAUGUGAAUUGCAUUCCACUGUCGCAUCAUCCACAAUGUCUUGAGCUUGAUUCUAAUGAUUUGGAUUCUGUGGUGAUCACAUUAAGUUAUAGCCAUGUUUGUAAAUUUCGAAUGUUGGAUCGAAAUGAGAUUUCAUUAAGAUGGCAAAUUGGAGUUUCGAAUGAAUCGAAUCAUGCCAACGAAAUUAUUGAUGAUGAAAUUCAUCAAGACAAUCCUGCCGAGUCCACAAAUGGAAACACUCUUUUCUAUUAUCCUAUGGGAGUAACAGUUCUUCCAAAACGAAAUAACUUUGAACCCAGUGAUAUUUACGUUUGUGACAGUGGACACCAUCGAAUUCAAAUCAUCAACUCUCUGGAUGGAUCAUUCAUUCGAAGCAUUUCCAUGACAUGUGAGUUUUCUCCACUCCACCAUGGCAUGAAUAUUCAUUCAUCGAUUCAUGAACCUUGGUCCAUUGCUAUUUUGCAAAACAAUUUCGCAUCAUCAUCAUUGAAUGGAGAACCUCAACUCAUCAUUUCUGAAUAUUGGAGUUCAAACCUCAAGAUUCUUUCUCGGAAACUCAUUCCACACAAUGGCCACAUGGGAAGAGUCGUGGAGCGUUGGGAAGUGAAAGGUCGAAUGUCCAUACUCUUGGAAGAAGAAUCGUCAUGGACCUCAAUGAAUCCAUGGACUCGCCAUGAAAGGACUCACCAAACCUCUCAGCAGCAAGUGCAAUCGCAAUCGCAAUCUCAACAACAACAACAACACCCUGAUUAUUUUGUCUGUCCCAUGGGUCUCUGUGUGGAUCGUGCCUCAGGGAACAUUAUUGUGAGUGACUCGAUGAAUCAUCGUCUGUUGGUGUUUAAUUCUUCAAAGGGUGAGUGGAUGAAAAGUUUUGGAUCGUUUGGGUUAAAUCCUUGUAAAAGUAGUAGUACUCGUAGUGGUGGUAUCAAUGGUGAGAAAAUGUAUGCUCCAUUUGGAAUGUGUGUGAAUGAAUGGACGGGUGAACUGUUUGUUGUAGAUGAAAAUAAUCAUCGAGUGUUAAUCUUUGAAUAA